Messenger RNA from Sturnus vulgaris (Common starling), 528 nucleotides. The record is from RefSeq and is a predicted model, not a curated record. Lineage: Eukaryota; Metazoa; Chordata; Aves; Passeriformes; Sturnidae.
AUGGCCACCCCCCCGGCCCGCACUGUCCUUGUCACCGGCUGCUCCUCGGGCAUCGGCCUGGCCGUGGCCGUGAGCCUCGCCCGGGACCCCCAGAGGCGAUACCUGGUGAACAACGCCGGGGUGGGGCUGGUGGGACCCCUGGAAAGCGCCUCGGGGCCGCAGGUGCAGCGAGUUUUCGACACGAACGUUUUUGGGGUUCUGCGCCUGGCCCAGGCUCUGCUCCCCCAAAUGAAGCAGCGCCGCAGCGGCCACAUCGUGGUGGUCAGCAGCGUGAUGGGGCUGCAGGUUUACCUGCCCGCCAGCCGCCAGGUGUUCCGCACCUUCGGCCAGAGCCCCGAGGAGGUCGCGCAGGCCAUCGUGGAGGUGAUCGGAGCCCCCCGCCCCCCAUUCCGGACCCCCACCAACCCCCUGUACUCGCCCCUGCUCGCCCUGCGCUUCGCCGACCCCCGCGGGGAUUUGGGGGUCCGCACCUUCCACCGCCUCCUCUUCGACCUGGGGCCCGUCUUCCACCUGANUUGUUUUCAAUGA